This is a messenger RNA of Mus musculus (house mouse), 6279 nucleotides long. It is a transcript of the gene Aldh5a1, whose product is annotated as aldhehyde dehydrogenase family 5, subfamily A1. Gene Ontology annotation, cellular component: mitochondrion. The record is from RefSeq and is a predicted model, not a curated record. The transcript has 11 exons. Bases 911 to 2308 code for a protein of 465 amino acids. Lineage: Eukaryota; Metazoa; Chordata; Mammalia; Rodentia; Muridae. Gene Ontology annotation, biological process: GABA catabolic process; succinate metabolic process; central nervous system development. Gene Ontology annotation, molecular function: oxidoreductase activity; identical protein binding; succinate-semialdehyde dehydrogenase [NAD(P)+] activity.
UGGCCGACUGCGGGGUACCCGAGGCCCGCGCUGCUGUGCGCGCCGCCUACGAUGCCUUCAACAGCUGGAAAGGGGUCUCGGUCAAGGUGCCUUGGCCAAUGGGCUUUCGUCCCUCCGACACUUGGUUUUCUGGUUGCAUCAGACCUUCUGACUCUGUCCAGUUACAGUCUCUCUUGUUGUUGCACUGGGCCCAUUUGGAGAUACAGAAUAGUCUCAGCUUCUCAACCCAUGAUCAUAUUAGCAAAGCCCCUUUUGACAUCUAAGGUAGCAGUCACAAGCUCAGGGAAUACGGCUGUGGAUGGCUUUGAAAGCUAAGUACUAUUCCUGGUGCUUGCCUAAGUGAUGUGUUUAGUCUUUUGAAGAUCCUACGAGGCGUGCAUAUGAAUCACGUUGUGGAUGAAGAGACAGGGGUGGGUGCUAGAACUCUAGCAGAGGAGCUGGGAUGGGAGCCACAUGUUACUGUCCACCCUUCUGCCUUUCUGGGACCCUGUUUGAGUUUUGCACGUCUACACACCCCAUAGUUAUGGGGGACAGGGCACCUUCAACUUAUUAGUCAAGUUAGGGUUUUCCCACUCUAUGGCAGUUUGAGAACAGUGCAUAUUCAGUGGAAGGGAUUCAUGGAAUUGAGACUUUUGAUCUUUCCUUGGAUGAGCCAUGUGCAGUGGCAUAUCCCUGUGGAUGCUGGGCCACAGCAAUGAGACUGCUGUGCUAUGAAAAGAUCUUGACUUUCUAUCGUGUUGCUGAGCUCAGCUUCUCAGCCUGUUACUUGUGUUAGCAGCAUUUUCACUUUAGGCUGUUGUUGACUACCAGUGGGAAAUCAUGGUAUAAUUUCAUCAUAAGCAGAGGUAUCCGUCAGCACUCUACAACUGCUGUAACAAGAUGCUGCUAACGAGGAGCUUAACAAACAGAAAUGUCCUCUCUUGGACUUAAACGUCUAACGUCUAAAAUCGAAGGAUUCCAGCAGCAGCAGUUUCUUCUGAAGACCGUGCGGGCAGGACUUAUUCCAGAUCUUUCUACGUGGUUUAUAGAUGGCUGUUUCCCUGUAUUGCUUCAGGAGAGGAGCUUACUACUCCGUAAAUGGUACGACUUAAUGAUACAAAAUAAGGACGACCUUGCCAAGAUCAUAACAGCCGAGAGUGGAAAGCCACUGAAAGAGGCCCAGGGAGAAAUUCUGUAUUCAGCCCUUUUCCUGGAGUGGUUCUCAGAGGAAGCUCGCCGUAUUUAUGGAGACAUCAUCUAUACCUCUGCCAAAGAUAAGCGAGGGCUAGUCCUCAAGCAGCCCGUUGGUGUGGCGGCCAUCAUCACACCGUGGAAUUUUCCCAGUGCGAUGAUCACCCGGAAAGUGGGGGCCGCCUUGGCAGCUGGCUGCACUGUGGUGGUGAAACCUGCUGAAGACACACCCUAUUCCGCCCUGGCCCUGGCUCAGCUUGCAAACCAGGCGGGAAUCCCUGCAGGUGUCUACAACGUCAUUCCCUGCUCUAGAAACAAGGCCAAGGAAGUGGGAGAGGUCCUGUGUACCGAUCCAUUGGUGUCCAAAAUUUCCUUUACUGGCUCAACAGCAACGGGAAAGAUCCUGCUACAUCACGCAGCAAAUUCUGUGAAGCGUGUCUCCAUGGAGUUGGGUGGCCUCGCCCCAUUCAUUGUCUUUGACAGUGCCAACGUAGACCAGGCCGUCGCGGGGGCAAUGGCGUCUAAAUUUAGGAAUGCUGGGCAGACUUGCGUUUGCUCAAACAGAUUCUUGGUACAGCGGGGUAUCCACGAUUCCUUUGUAACGAAAUUUGCGGAAGCCAUGAAGAAAAGCCUGCGUGUAGGUAACGGAUUUGAGGAAGGAACGACUCAAGGGCCGUUAAUUAAUGAGAAAGCUGUAGAAAAGGUAGAGAAGCAGGUGAAUGACGCAGUUGCCAAAGGGGCCACGGUUGUGACGGGCGGAAAGCGACACCAAAGUGGAGGAAAUUUCUUUGAGCCCACCCUGCUCAGCAAUGUCACCAGGGACAUGCUCUGCAUCACUGAGGAGACCUUUGGACCUCUGGCACCAGUCAUCAAGUUUGAUAAGGAGGAAGAGGCCGUCGCCAUCGCAAAUGCAGCUGAGGUUGGAUUGGCAGGUUACUUUUACUCUCAAGACCCGGCCCAGAUCUGGAGAGUGGCGGAGCAGCUGGAGGUCGGCAUGGUCGGUGUGAAUGAAGGGCUCAUCUCUUCAGUGGAAUGUCCUUUUGGUGGGGUGAAACAGUCCGGCCUUGGGCGCGAGGGGUCCAAGUAUGGCAUUGACGAGUACCUAGAGGUCAAGUAUGUGUGUUACGGAGGCUUGUAGGGUUCUGCACUUCUUUAAGAAAUAAAACUACCUAGAUCUGUAGGGACAUUCCAUCCAUUUUUUACAACACAUGAGUAGGUUAUCAGAGUUAAUGAAUUUUUAAAAAUCCAGCCAGGCCUCAUUUCUUAGAUGUAAAUCCUAACCCUCCCCUUAUCUAACUAAGGACCAAUAGAUGCCAUAUACCUGUGGCUGUGGGUCCCAGCCAGUCCUGAGACCCCAGCACAACCCCACUGCCUCAGGACAAGGUACAGAGUGAAUGUUCACAUACCCUCUGGCACCUCACAAAGUAUAGUCAUUGUGUGGGCGGGGGGGGGGGGUCCCCAGUCCUUAUGGGACCGUGCAACUUUGGUUCAGAACGCAGGGAAAGGGACGAGGUAAUAGGACAGCUAGGUUAGGAGGAGGUGCGCAUCCCUGCCUAGGCACCUGUCAGCGUUGAUGAUCAGCUGGCUGCCUGUUCCAGGGGGUUGUGGCAAAGGCUUUGGGUUCCUAAGACUUCUUUAUAAAACGCACAGACUUCCUGUGCUCUGUGGAAUGAGGGGGUGUUUCUCCUUGUUUCUGGGCUGCUGUUUAAAUUACUGGGAGCAGAAUUGCUUUGGGUUUGUUUUGUUUUGUCUUGCUUUCUUUGGUUUAUCCUGGUUUGGUUUGGCUUUAUGCGACAGGGUCUUGCUAAGUAGCCUAGCUGGCUUUCAAACUCACAGGUCUCCUCUAUCAGCCUCCGAAGUGCUAGGGUCCCAGGCAUGCUCUACCACAGCUGGGUAAAUGGAAGUCUCCAAUGCCCUAAACUUUAAACUUACGGCUCAUGCUUCAUUUUGUUCCUCGUAGAAAAUCAACCUAAACUGGAGGCAAAAAUCAGCAGAGUCGGGUUGGUAGGAUGGAAAACAUGGCUUUGUUUCUUCUCCAGAGCUGGGUGUUGAGUCCAUGGCCUUGUGCAUACUAGCGUGUGUUCUGCCACUGAGCUAUCGCUAGCUCUUUUUUCUUUAAUUUUAAUUUUUGAGACAGGGUCUUGAUAAGUCACACUGGUUGGCCUUGAGCUCCUUAUUGUCCUGCCUCAGCAUCCUCCAUAGCUGGGUGACAGACCAGGCCAAUGGACAGCAGGGGCUCCCAGCUGCCUCCUACUGCCUUAGGUAUGCUGUUUAGGGCUCUGUGCCCCAUGUGUAGAGAUUCAUGCUUGGCUUAAAGGACUUUGUGAGCCUGGAAGGGAAAAAAAAUGCUUCACAAAAUGGUGGAAAUGCAGCUCAACUCCAGGAACCAUUUUGAUUACAAGCAGUACCUCGCUGCCCCCUCCUUGAACUCAGGAGGUGACUUCGUGGAGGAAAGAAACCAGGUGCCUCCUUGUUCACCUGAAUAAGUCUGACCCAGGCUUUCUGUGCCAGGGUGUGGCCACUGCUAACCCUGCAGAAGAGCAAAUACAUUUUAACCACUGUGAAAAAUUAUUCCCACAAUUGCCAGUCUGCUGUGGGCGAGAGCUGAAGCCAUGAAUCUCAGGCACCUUUGUCCUAGGAAAAGCAUUUAUGCUUCGUGAUUCAAAAACAAAGCACCACACACAGGGACCUGCAAGAUAGCUUGGUGGGUAAAGGCUUUGCUGGACAAGCCUGGUGACCUGAGACCUGAGUUCUAUCCCUGGAACCUACAGAAAGACAGAGAGAACCAACGUGACAGUGUUGACCUCUGACCUCCACAAAUGCACCAGAGGCAUGCACUCCCAUAAAUUCAAAACACAUACACACACACACACAUACCCCAAACACUGAAACUCCCCGAAACUGGUGUUGAUCUCCCUUUGAAACAAUUUAAGUAAGGAAAAUCUAGGUCCUUGUAGACAUGGCUCCCAUCUACCUAGAAGCUGUUUAUCCCCAAUAGGCAACAAAGGAGUUCUCUGCUCCAUGCCCAUCUGUGCAGAGAGCCCACUGGCAUACUCUGUGGAUGUUCUGUGAGACAUCUACAGGAAUGAUAGCAGAGCUAGCUGCGGUGGUUCCUAAACACUAAGUCCCAAGUCACUGGGAACUUCAAAUAAGGACGUCAUGGUUCUUAAGGUCCCUGAGCAUAAGAAUAAAGUAGAAGUCUUCAUCCUAGGGACCCCACCCAAGUGGCAAGAGUCACAACUCAGGAUGUUCAUGGUCUGUUUAUUCUAUUCUUCUGUAUAGUUGGUUUCUACCACAUUUUCUAAUUAAAAUUUUUAAAUUUUAUGGACAUGGCAUUUUGCCUCUAUGUAUAUCUGUGCACCACAUGUGUGCUGGUUCCCUCAAGAGGCCAGAAAAGGGCAUUGCAUCACCUAGAAAUGGAGUUAUAGAUGGUUGUAGUCCACCUUGUGAGUUUGGGGAGGCAAAUCCUAGCUGGUCCUCUGAAGAAAGGCAGCCAAAUCUUAACUUCUGAGCCACCUUGCCAACUCCGACAUUUCUAAUUUCUUAAGAUUUGUGCCCAUCUUUUUUUUUCAAUUAAGAAUACAAAUGCCUUGCUGGCAUUUUGUAGAAAAUGAAUACACUCACUGAAUGUGAACUCAUUCCAAAUACACGUUAAACAGUGUCAACCAGCAGGUUCCUGGACUGUGCGGCAAGUUUGUACUUUUUGUGUGUGCAUGUUUGAUUUACUGGGUAGAUCACUGGCCCACACAUUUGUUACAAUAAAUGUAAUCAAUUUUUGUGAUUAAAAUAAUGGGGAUGGGUAUCAGAGGUAAAGUAUAUCAUUAGCAUACUGGAGAUGAUGGGAUUAGUCAUCACCAAAACGUUAACAUGAAAGAACAUCUUACUUAGAAAAAUGCUUUUGGGUUAUGGGAAGACGAGUUUGGCUUUUGAUAUUGUUUUUAAACAGGAUCUCCUGUUAGCCUUAAACUCCUGGGCUCGGAUGAUCCUUAGCUUCCCAGAUAUCUGUAACAAUAAGCAUGUUGUCACCAAAUCAGCUAAGAGUCGAUUUUUUUUUAUUAUUAUUUUUAAGGGUUUUUGAGUUUGGGCCUCAUGUAGUUCAGGCUCACCUGGGAACUCUCCUGCUCCACUUCCUGUGUUGGAGUCACGCCUGCGACCAUGCCCAGCUAAGGAGUGUUUUUCGAUGAACCUUUGUUACUGUUCCAUAAGAUAUGUAACAGGUGGGAGUUUUUGAAGAUGUCUAUACAGUUAUGUAAGAACAAGGCUUAAUGAACCACAACCUGUGAGCCAGAUCUGACCUGCCACCUGAUUUUGUAUAACUCAUGAGUUUAAAGUGUUUUCAUAUGUCCCAAUGGAUUGGGUGGGUUAGAACAGUUGUUUCCUGAAACCUGUGAGUGAGCAGCCUCAGUGCCCCAUGCCUGAGUAGCUGUGUUGUGACAGUAUGGCCUACAGAGCCUAAAGGACUUGCUACAAAGCUGCUAAAAAAGGUUUACAGCCCUUAUCUAUACCAAUCGAAAGACACUGGCUUCCCCUGCUUAUGAGGCAUUAUUUUAUUCUAUUAAACACCUUCUGUGAAAAGGGCACAUUUUCUGAGCCUUUGUUAUUAGGGCUUCUUGGCAGUAAUUAUCAACUCAAAUGAUACUAGCCUGAUACUAAUCCUGUCUCCCAGGUAGUGGGGCUCACUGAAAGUGUCAAGAGUUCAUCUGUGUUUUACAUCUGAGGGCCUUUAAGCAGGGCCCCAAAGCAAGUGCUUGGUUCUUCUUUCGGUAUCUUUGCUCUUCUGGGACUUGGGGGAGAAUAAAGAUCAGACACACAAUGUAGACAAGCCUAUUUUGUGAUGUGAUGACCUUCAAAUUGGAUCCCGUGGCUUGUCCUCUCUGAAGGCCGGAGCCCAGUGUUUUAGUUACCCCUGUGCAGCUACUUCAAAACAGAAUUUUACUUGAAUACUUAAUACUGUGACUGUUUCAUGCCAUACUUUGUGAGACAAAUCUCAUGAGUUGUUGAGAAAUAUAUAUUGCUCUAUAAACAUGUACACAUUGCUUCAUUUUUCUAGUGUGUGACAUUGUGUGAUCAACAGAGUUGAAUCUAAUAAAUGUUUAACAGGAUUUCUUA